AUGGAGGCCCCAACUUGGAUUGCCUAUGCAGCAGCCUGCCUGUCUACCAUUGCACUUAUCCUCCUUGCCAAACAUCUCCGCCGGAGAAAGCUUCAUCUACCGCCCGGUCCUAAGCCAUGGUGCAUCAUCGGAAACUUGAACCUCAUCGGCACCCGCCCUCAUCGUUCCGUCCACGAUUUGUCGCUCAAAUACGGCCCCAUCAUGCAGCUCCAGUUUGGGUCCUUCCCGGUGGUGGUCGGCUCCUCGGACUUGCUCGCUGGUGGAACAGAGAACUCUACAGUGAUAGUGGAAUGGGCAAUUUCUGAGCUCCUAAAGAAGCCAGAGAUAUUCAAGAAGGCCACAGAUGAACUAGACCAUGUGAUCGGUCAAAAGAGGUGGGUAGAAGAGAAGGACAUGCCAAAUCUUCCAUACAUUCAGGCAAUAGUUAAAGAGACGAUGAGAUUACACCCUGUGGCGCCGAUGCUGGUGGCACACCUUUGCCGCGAGGACUGCAAGGUUGCUGGCUAUGACAUUCCGAAAGGCACUCAAGUCCUGGUGAGCGUUUGGACCAUCACAAGAGACCCGGUUUCAUGGGACAAUCCGAAUGAAUUCAUUCCUGAUAGAUUCAUUGGAAAGGACAUUGAUGUGAAAGGAUGUGAUUUUGAACUCUUACCAUUUGGUGUGGGAAGAAGAAUGUGUCUAGCCUAUAGUCUUGGCCUGAAAGUCAUUCAAGCUAGCUUGACUAAUUUCUUGCAUGGGUUUAAUUGGAAAUUACCAAAUGAUGUAACUCCAGAGAAUCUCAACAUGGAUGAGAACAUUGGACUUUCUACACGAAAGAAAAUCUCACUAACAACUGUCAUCGAGCCAAGGCUUCCGAUGCAUGUCUACUCUCACUAGCUUGUACUGAUUUAGGAUGUCUUCGAUCGGUUAUAUUUUGUGCAAGCGUUUGAGUGUUACUGUGUAACUUUUGAAGUUAAUAAAGAAAUUUCUGCCCUUUUACAU
This is a messenger RNA of Ipomoea nil (Japanese morning glory), 981 nucleotides long. Its product is annotated as cytochrome P450 76C4-like. Lineage: Eukaryota; Viridiplantae; Streptophyta; Magnoliopsida; Solanales; Convolvulaceae. The transcript has 2 exons. The coding region runs from base 1 to 876 and encodes 291 amino acids. Gene Ontology annotation, molecular function: oxidoreductase activity, acting on paired donors, with incorporation or reduction of molecular oxygen; iron ion binding; monooxygenase activity. The record is from RefSeq and is a predicted model, not a curated record.